Suillus plorans is the source of this 450-nucleotide messenger RNA. RefSeq lists its product as uncharacterized. The transcript has 3 exons. The coding region runs from base 1 to 450 and encodes 149 amino acids. The record is from RefSeq and is a predicted model, not a curated record. NCBI's taxonomy places the organism in Eukaryota, Fungi, Basidiomycota, Agaricomycetes, Boletales, Suillaceae.
AUGAAUCAGAGUAUUGCUACACCACCAGCUUCUGAACCUUCAUCUCAGAAUUGCAGGCACGCCGCGGGGACCGUCACUCGCACAUGGACAAGACGUACUGUGCAGACUCGUUCCCACCGAACCGUCACCCGCACAAAGACGACGGUCGAUGCCACAGAGACCAAAACUGUCAGUGAGAAGACCCGCAAAGUCGACUCUGACAUCACGCAGGCAAUAACUGGCCCAUCGAACAUUCCCGCUGUCUUGAACACUGACAUUACAAUACCGAGUCUCACCCAAGAUUUUCCGCGGGAUAACUCUCCCUCCCCAACCGACUCGACAUUCACACAAACACCUCCUACCACUCCAAGUUCAUCAAGUUCAUCGAUUUCAUCAGCGCGAUCGAGUGAUGUGCUAUGGGAUCAGCUUGAGGAUUUAUCAGAAUAUAUGAAUGCUGUUAGUUUAGGUUGA